UAUGUCGGAUGAUAUUUGUGGUCUUUCCAAUAAUGUCCAAAUAAGGAAAUGAACAAGACCAAAAGUAUAGACAAUGCUUUAUUCUGAACAAUCUUCAUAAAAGAAUAGCGUCGCUUAAUCGAUUACAUUAGUUGACACGAAUCGCUCUUCUUUGUGUGUAGGCAACCACGUCCUGCCAAUUAAGACAGUCUAUGGGGAAAUCAGCUGAAUUUGCCAAAGUUCGCAGAGGACAAGCGCUGACAAAAACAACGGAACUCUCGGACACUCCCAUUCGUACGUAUGAGAAAUACGACAGAGAGAAAAACGCCCCGGGCUAUGAAAAAAAGUCGGAAGGAGAAAAGAAACCCAAGAAAUGACAAAGGAAGAAGUAGCAUAGUAUGUUCUCCGAAGUUGUAACCAGACAUCCAUCAAUCUGACAUUAACGCAUGGGAUUCCAAGCAAGCCUAUGUUGGUUCAGUAGGCUUUACAUUUUCCGGGUUAACAUCCACUGAAGAGGAAUCAAACGCAUUGCUAGAGAGCUGGCUAAUUACUACUCAGUUGUGUCAAAGCUAAAGUAGGAAAACUUGGCAUCUCCGGAUUUGACUUACCAAAGGCGUCUGCGGAAGGAAGGGCUUUCACCUGGUGCGGGCUGUGGAAUAUUUAAGAGGGAAACCAUGUCCUCUGAAGAGGAGAGAUUCAAGUUGGUAGUCGUGGGCGGCGGCGGUGUGGGGAAAAGUGCACUGACCAUCCAAUUCAUCCAGUCAUAUUUUGUAUCUGACUAUGACCCAACUAUUGAAGACUCUUACACUAAAAUCUGCACAGUUGACGGGACAGAGACACGACUGGACAUCCUGGAUACAGCGGGGCAAGAGGAGUUUGGUGCCAUGAGAGAACAGUACAUGCGUUCAGGAGAAGGCUUCUUACUAGUAUUUGCUCUCAACGACAGGGGCAGUUAUAAUGAAAUACAGAAGUUCCACACCCAGAUUCUUCGAGUGAAAGACAGAGAUGACUUCCCCAUGGUUUUAGUUGGCAACAAGUCAGACCUUGAUCACCAAAGAGUGAUAACUAGAGAGGAGGCACAGGGCUUUGCCAGGGAACACCGGAUUCACUAUAUGGAGUCCUCUGCCAAGAACCGUUACAAUGUGGACGAAGCCUUCCUGGAGGUAGUGCGGGCAAUCAGGAAGUUUCAGGAGACAGAAAGCCCACCCCUCCCUGCAAACCAUGCAGGUAAACCGAAAAGCAGUGGUUGCCCAUGCACCAUCCUCUAACUGCCCAUGCUGGACCAAGCAGCGGAUCGAGUUUAUAGGUUGUUGGGUUUUUUUUCCCAAGAAAGCCAAUGUUGUGGUGAAGCAUGAUUUUAUUUUGUUCAGUUCAUUCGCACUUUUAAAAAAAAAAUGUAUUUCAAACUUUUUAAACUGUUUAAGUGUUUGGUUUUUAUGUGGCUAUAUCAUUUCAUUAUACUGCCAGACGACGUUAAAAGGGAACGCGAUUGUGUUAAAAAUUAGAGCAAGCUCAAACGUACAGGAAAAAAAAAUUGAACUUGAAAAAUCUGGAACUUUGUUGUUGAAAGAGACGAUCUGUCUCCAUUGGGGGGUGCUAUUUUUGCCCUUGACUGUGCAAGUCGAUUUGUAUUUUCAAUAAGGGACUGAAGGUGAGCAAAGCCUCCAUGAACUGACAGGCUUUAAGGUGUAUUUCAGUGUCUAUAAUUAUAACUUUGCAUAUCCCAGAGGUUUGGUUUAGCACCUCUGGUGUGUGUGUGUGUGUGUGUGUGAGAGAGCAUUUUGUGCGUGUGAGUGAUAUUGGUGAGGUGUUCAAGAAACUGUCUAGAGCUACACACGGAGGACUAGACUACACUCGCAGAAUGACUCAGAAAUGCCUUUUGUUCUUGCUACACCAAAGUUCCAGAACUCCUGGGUCACAUGGUAAGACGGUGAGCCAUAGGCUGGCUGGCUAUGAGUCUGUGUGGGACUAGUAACAAUCCGAAAUGCAUUCAUAUUUUCCCAGGUUGCUACUGUGCCACUCUGUGUUAUUUAAAUAGACUAUGGAGUGGAGAUGCCUGCUACUUUUUACUUUUUUAAAACUUACCAAACAACACAGUUAUACAGAAGUAGGUUAACACUAAGAAGAUUAGAUGCCAUUUAUUUUUGUCAUAUCUGUAUGAAUGUGUGUGUGUGUGUGUGUGUGUGUGUGUGUGUGUGUGUGUGUGUGUGUGUGUGUGUGUGUGUGUGUGUGUGUGUGUGUGUGUGUGUGAAUGGGGGGGGAGGGGGGGUUGCUGUAUAUGCGUGCGUGUUAGGGAGGGAGUCUGUGCAUUUAGGUACUUGUGACUGCACAUGUAGAGGUGAUUCUUUGUAUUCUUUUGGUGCACUGUCUUGAAACAGUGAUUUUUGUUUUUGAAUAUAUAGAGCACACAAAUUGUACUGCAUCAACUGAUGAUCACUGGCUACGCUUACAAGAGAGACAUUUGUGUGAUUACAUAGGGCAGGGCUAUUCAAAUGGCGGCCCUGGGGCCAGAUGCGGCCCUUUGAUGGCAAGGUUCUGGCCCUCUAAAAGCCCCUUGACAUACAGAAUCGUUUUUUGGAAUUUAGAGAUAAAAGUAUGGGUUCUGUAUCGAGCUGAAACGGGACACAAGGGACGUUAAAAUGCAGGAAAUUACAUCUAAGAAAUGCAAAACUUUCUGGGGGAGAAGCCCCAGACCCCCUACCUCCUUGAAGUCUCCCGUAUUUUUUUCAUUGACAGUCCGCAACCAUAAUACAUACGUAUAGUUUGGCCCCUUUACUCAGACGAAUUUGAAAAACUGGCCCUUGUUGACAUUUAAUUGAAUACCCCUGACAUAGGGAGUGAACAUUUGUCCCAUAAAUAAAGCAAUUCUUUCUCUGGCCACUAGGAGGAGCCUUGCUCACACAGCAAGUCAUCACGAAAAUCCCACAAUAAUGAUGCCAAUUUUAAAAGAAAUGGUAUGUGUCCAGCCUAGAGUCACCAACCUGUUUGGAUUGCAAAAAGCGUGGGAAAACCCUGAGAUCCAUUUGUGUACAUACAUUGCCAUAUGUUGUCAAGUUCUGAAUGUCUUAACUGAAGGGCAUGUUUGACAGUGUGAUGCCUGACAGCUUUGCUGUGGUGAAAAUGUAUUGUAGCGGAAUGCAAUGUUUAAUUUGUCAGAUGAACUACAGUUACUUACACCUGACCUCCUACCAUCUGCUGCAAGCCUAUAUGUGCACCCUGUAUGCCACCGUUUUGUAUUGACACAAUGUACUGAAAUCAAUCAAAGACUUUUAUACCAAAUUAAAGUAUUAUUUACUUAAAA
Molecule: messenger RNA, 3280 nt
Organism: Engraulis encrasicolus (European anchovy)
Lineage: Eukaryota; Metazoa; Chordata; Actinopteri; Clupeiformes; Engraulidae
Gene: rras
Product: RAS related
Exons: 7
Coding region: 654-1247 (197 amino acids)
Biological process (GO): Ras protein signal transduction
Cellular component (GO): plasma membrane
Molecular function (GO): GDP binding; GTPase activity; GTP binding
Source: RefSeq, a predicted model, not a curated record